Spodoptera exigua (beet armyworm) is the source of this 2815-nucleotide messenger RNA. Lineage: Eukaryota; Metazoa; Arthropoda; Insecta; Lepidoptera; Noctuidae. The record is from the annotation of a GenBank genome assembly.
CAGACCUCUGCUUCGUCCGCCAUAAUCGUUUGCGAAAUUUGUUAUCAAACAGCAGGCGAGCAAAGUUGUGUUUAGUUUUGUAGUGAAUAAUGGCUAUCGUAGAAGACGAAGUGAGAAAUGAAUCGGAGGAAGAGAAUGAAAUAGGUGUGAUAUUGGCGGAGGAGGAAGCUGAUGUAGGAGACGACCCGGACGAUUCCGAAAUCGAAUCAGAAGAGGAUGAAGAUGAGGAAUUAAUUUUGGAGAAAAGAGUGUUAAGAUUGGAGAGCUGUAUUGCAAAGAAUCCAUAUAACUAUGAUGAACAUGUUGAGCUCAUACAGACUUUGUGGGGCCUGUCAUCUUUGGAGCGUUGGCGAGCAGCGUUUGAUAGACUGCAACAGUUGACAAUGUUGGAGGCGGAACAUUGGCUGAUGCGGUUACAGACCGAGGUAUCUCUCGCACACAAUGAUGAGGCCCGCGAGCGCGUCGCUAAACUGUUCCAGGAUGCUGCUCUGGAUUGUUACUCCAUUCCAAUCCUGAGUGAGUGGUGUUCUUGGGCGCUGACAGUGGAGCCGGCAGAAAAGGCGCGUGAACAGUUGGAUGAGGUCCUACGGCGAGCUGGUGCCGACCCCUUCUCUGGGAAGAUCUUCUGGGACGCCAAACUUGAACUGGAGAAAACUCAAUUGGAAAAUUUGAGUGAGGAAGACACAGAAUACAAGGCGCAGAAGGAGCGUGUGCUCUGGUGUUUGGAGGAGACGGUGUCCAGACCUCUUCUAAGGGGGGAGGAGGCGUUGCAGCAAAUGGAAGCAAUUGCUCUCUCCUUGCACAGCCAGGACUACGUCGAUAAGGUGAAAAGGCAACACGAGUUUGCAGUGGACUUCCUUCAUCAAAUAUCCCCGUUCGAAGAUAGGUUGCUGACUACAGAUAAUCCAAAGGAGAAAUUGAAAGUUUACACGGAAUACAUAAAGACUUUGAAGAAUCUAGCUUUGGACGAUAGAUAUGCAGAGUGUGACAGCAACGGGAUAUUGAGGGUGGUGUACGAGCGCGCGAGCUACGAGUGCGGUGCGUGCGGGCCGCACGUGUACAGGGCGCUGGCGACGCACGUCCGCACGCAUUCGUCGCGCGCCACCUACAACCGUCUGCUGGCCGCGCUGCGCCGCCGCGUCCCCACCCGCGCCCUGCCCUGGGACCUCACCAUGCAGCAGGCCGAGAAGGAAGGCGAGAGCUUCGAACAGAUAAAGACUAUAUUCGAGACGGCACUAGCUCGAGGGAUGGAGUCGUUCAGUCAGAGCGAGGAGUUAUGGCUGAGCUACCUGGAGUAUUUGCGUCGGAUCUCCGAUUUUAACAACGAGAAAGAUGUAGACAGACUGCGGAGAACAUUUAGACUCGCUUGGGAUACGUUGGCGGAGACAUACAACGAGGAGGCUGAUGACAGCGAGGUUCCUAUAUUUUGGGCACGACUCGAAUACAAAUUCCUAAACGAUCCAAAGCAAGGCCGAAUGAUCUUUGAAGAAAUACUCAGUUUGCCUAAUAAAGAAAACCCUCUCCAAACAGAUGUUGGUGAUAACAAAACCAUAUCGAAGUAUUGGGAAGCGCUGCUAGCGUUGGAAUUUGACAGGAAACCCCGUCCUUCAGAUCAUAAGCUUAGGGAAUUGAUGAAACGUGCUCUGCGAGAAGUACAGGACUUCCCACCAGUCAUUAUAAGGAUGUGGACAGCCUUUGAAAGGGACCAUGGACAUAUUGAGUCUUUGCAGGAGUGCAAAGAAAUCUGUGAGCUAAAACUCAGGGAUUGGCACAGAGCUUAUGAAUCAAUGAGAAAGAAAAUUUUGGGGAAAAAACCUAAUCCGGGAAACAGCAAAACGAAGAUGAAGCCGAAAAUUGACAUGUUGGUCAAAGGGAAAGGUAAGAGGAAGUCGGAUGGGGGUGACGAUGGGGGGGACACGAAACGGAAGAAGGAAGAGAAAAUGGAAGUGGAUGAGAAGGAAGACGGUGGAGUGAAGCGCUCUCAUGAGGAUGAAGAUGAUGAUGCUGGUGGGAGUAAGAGGCAACGUACAAGCAGCUCCAGCCCUCACAGACUUGGAACAAGAGAUGCUUGCACUCUCUUCAUCAGCAACCUCGAAUUCAAAUUAGCUCGGAAAAAAAUGAGAACUCUCACAAACGAAGAAAAAGAAAAGCUAAGAAGAUUAGCAGAAGAGUAUCCUGUUUUUAAGUUGCCCAAGUUAAAACCUGAUAUGAAGGAUCCUAGACGUGGUGCAUGGAAGAAGAUUGCGAAAACAUUCAACUUCAUCUCAAAGGCCCUUUGUCAGCGCAAUUUGCCAGAUUUGAGGAGAGCUUUGAUUGACAUGGACGUGAUACCAGAUAAUAGUAAUGAAAGCGAUUCAGUAGACGGUACAACCCGUAAAUCAAGACGUAAACCUGAUGUGCCUAGAGCGCUAGUGUAUGAGAUCAAGAACCUGUUGCAUGACGACGGAGAUUACUUAGUCGAUGGCACUCCUACCGAAGUAUUUGACAUUGAUCUGUAUAGCGAUGCUACAACGUGGAUUUUACUUCGUAAGACAUAUGAACAUAAAAAUAUCCACGACAUCACACAGGACCUCUCUAUGCGCAUAUUCUUACAUAAAAUGUGCCAUAGACUGGUACUAAUGAAGGAAAUGAUAGAUGAGGCACGUUUACACGGUGAAGCUGAAACACUAUUACAAGAAGACACUAAAGCACGGUUACUAACUGAAAUGGAACGUAUCCAAAAUACUUUGGCAGCAAUGCAAUUGAACGAAUCGGAUUAUGAAACGGUGUCAGAUUCUGAAAUCAAUGGUGAAUCAAAAAAACAAGAAUAAAGAUU